AUAAAUGUUUGAAACGAAAAAAGAGUUUUUUUUUCUCUAACAUCAUAAUAAAAUGAUCAUAAAGAUAUGAUGAAUAAUAAAAAGAUACAACAGGAUAUUGGCAAGAAUUUGAUCGCUGCAAAUUCUAUUGGUGAUCAACAUCAUCCACAUCAUCAUCCUAAUCAAAAUCAACAACAACAACAACAAUCAAAAACAUUGGCCAAAUCAUCGAAAACAAAAUCCAUUCAAGAAUCGGCUAAUAAUGCAAUCAAUCGAAUAUUACAUCGUAAUAAAUCAAAUCAAUCACAAAGUAAUAUUGAAAAUAGCCAUAAAAAAUUAUUGACAAGUACUUCAAGUUUAAUAUCAACAUCAUCAUCAUCUAAUUUAUCUUCAAAUCAUCAUACUAAUUCACAAGAUUCGUGUCAAAUUUUUGGUGUUGAAGAAAAUAAUCAACAUCAACAAAAUCAUCUGUUUCAUCAUCAUCACCAUCAUAAUCACCUUCAUCAACAACAACAACAACAUCAUAGACCUUUGAAUGGUUGGUCGAAUAGUGUUGAUGAUCAACAUAAACAACAUCAACAAACAUAUGUUAAUCAUCAGGCUUGGUCAUCAACAUCAUCACCAUCAAGUGAUUUAAUUAUAGAACAGACAUCAGCAUCAUCAUAUCGGAUGCAGCCAUCAUCAAUAAAUGGUCAUAUGAAUAACAGUAAUAAUAAUAAAUUACCUACGGGUUUUUUGAAUGAACUUGAGAAUAGUGUACGUAAUAAACAUCAUCAACAGCAACAAAAAAUGUCAUCAAAUUUCGAUACGGGUCAAAGAAAUAAUAAUAAUAAUAAUAAUAGUAGUAAGAAAAAAGAUAAACGACAAGAUUCAACCACAACCGAAAUAAUGUCAUCGAAUGAGCAUUCCAAGAUGAUACCUCCAUCAUCACCGUCGACAACGACAAACGAUGAAAAUAUUGACAAAUUAUUCGAAAAACUUAUUUUGAAUGAAUAUAAUCUGAAAGAGGAACAAAAAAUCAGCAUGCGUUCAAUGAGUAUCGAUAAGAAACGUUUAUUAAUCAAUCAGAAAUUGGUGCUGGAUGAAAAGCAAACUAAACCUCCUCAAGAAUAUGCUAAAUUUCUCAAGGAUAAUCAAGAUUCCAUACAAUCAAAAGAACUAGAAAAAUUGAUCAAAGCAUUACGUGUCGAAUUGACAUGUAAGGAUGUUUCUUGGGUUAGAGAAUUCGGGACCAAUCAAGGUCAUAUUUAUCUGCUGAACAUUUUGCGCAAUAUAAGCCAUCCACAAUAUCAAGCAAGAAUGUCAAGUGAUAAAAAACUUCCAGAGUUAAUGUUCAAUAUAAUCAUGUGUAUUCAUUCCUUUAUGAACAUUCAGGUGGGUUUCAAUCAAAUAUUAGACAAUGAACAAGCAUUUGUCAUACUGGUACAAUCAUUGAAUCCAUCAUGUUUACCAAAUAUGGCUCGUACGAUGGAAAUUUUAGCUGCGGUCACUUUAGUUGAAAAAGGUGUCGAAAGGGUCAUCAAUGCGUUCACGGAUACAGCAAUCGAAUCUGACCGAGAAAAUAAACGUUUUUCUAUCAUUGUUGAAGCUCUCAAACAUUAUGAUGAUCAUAUUGAUGUUGCCUUUAGUGCCAUUCAAUUGAUCAAUGGUUUAAUAUUCAAUCAUGAAGAUUUCGAACAAAGAUUUUAUUUACGUUGCGAAAUCUAUCGAACCACAGAUCUUUCGGGUGAAGUUACAUUCCGUGAUAUUGCCAAUGAAAUGGAAAAAAGGCUAUUAAAAGAACGACCUAACGACAUUGAUCAGGACUCUGUAUCUUUGACCAGUACCGGUACCAUUCCAAGCUUCACGUCAGUCAAUAAUAAUAAUCAAACUUUACGUGCAGCUGCAAGAAUCGUAAUACAUAAAUCACCUCAGCAAAAUUUUCUGGAAUCAUUUCAAAUAUUUUUCAACAAUAAAAAUGAAGAUUUCGAUGAGAUGGCCUCAAGAUUCGAAAACAUUCGAAUCGAUUUUGAUAAUAUGGAUGAUUGCUACCGAGUGCUAAGAAAUUCGGUGGUUAAUACACCGAUCGAAUCGGGUCUUUUGUCUAUACUUCAAUUAUUGUUAUUUAUACGUGAUGAUCAAUACGUCAGGCCUGCUUAUUAUUAUUUGAUCGAAGAAUGUCUCAUUCAAAUCAUGUUCCAUCCAUCUGGUGUUGAUCCAGAUUUUAGUCGUCGAUCACGGUUCGAGAUAGAUACAAACUUUACUAUCGAAUCGAUCGUUAAACGUUUUAAAGACAGUGAAGGUUCAGCAUUGAGCUUAGAAUUGAAUCAAAAACUCGAAGAUGCACUCACAGCUAAAGUAGAAGCUGAGGCGAAAGUUGAACAAGAAAAAAAGAAUAAUCAAGAAUUGCAAGAAAAAUUGCAAAAACUUCAGGAAGCCAUGUCGAAAAAUGUUAGUCUUGACCAAAUUGAGUCAUCGAAUGCUCCAUCUGUGAUAUCUUCUCCUACAACUUCUGGCCCACCACAAACAAAUGCGCCUCCUCCGCCUCCACCUCCACCACCUCCCCCUGGAAUGUGUGGUCCAGGGCUUAUGCCACCUCCUCCGCCACCACCACCUCCUGGAAUGGGAGGUAUGAUGGGAGGACCGCCGCCGCCACCACCUUCCGGACCAGCACCUCAAGAAUUUCCAUUUAAUAUAAAAAGAGCCAAAUUUGUUCCGAAAAAAGGUUUGAAAAAGCCUAUGUGGAAAAAAUUACAAGCCAUGAAAGUCAGCGAAGAUUCUAUAUGGGUACAAGUGAAUUCUGAUGAUGUUUACAUGAGUGAUGACAUAAUUGAUUCAUUAGUGAAUAAAUUUGCUAGUGCUAAUUCUGCCAUGACACAUAGUGGUGCCAAAGGCCAUGAUGCCGAUAAUAUUGAUCGUGGUGAUUCUCAGGAUGGCCUAGUCGAUUCAUCAAGUUCGGGUGAUGCAGUUGGUAAUCUCGGAAUUAGCGGUCGUCAAACUCCAUCACUUCAUUCUCGUAAACAUCGUCAAUGUCGUGUUCUUGGUGAUAAAACUGCACAAAAUAUAUCCAUUAUGUUAAGCGUUUCUAAGCGUUCGCCUGAAGAUUUCAAAUCCGAUGUUUUAUCUAUGAAUGAGGAUACUCUUACUGAAAGUCUUGUAGAUCAAAUUAUUCAUUAUCUACCUUCGGCAGAAGAGCUCAAGAAAUUGGAUGAACAAGCUCAACAUAUUCCUUUAGAUGAAUUUCAUCCAGCCGAAAAGUUCGCUUGCAUGCUUGGAUCCGUUAAAAACCUCACUAAUAGACUGAAAUCCUUUUUAUUCAAGUUGAAAUUCAAUGAAACAUUAGCUGAAGUAAAGAAAGAUAUUGUUUCAUAUACAAUGGCUUGUGAAGAAGUGUUAACAUCGAAACGUUUUGCACAAGUAAUUAAACUGACUCUUGGUAUUGGUAAUUAUAUGAAUGCCGGAUCAUAUAACGCUCGUGCGAUUGGUUUUGAAAUAAGCUUCCUGCCAAAAUUGAUAUCAACUAAAACCAACGAUAAUAAGUCAACAUUAUUACAUUUCAUUGCGCAAACGAUGGAGGAAAAAUUUCCUGAAUCGAUGCGUUUCUACGAAGAUCUUCAUCAUAUAGAUAAAGCUGUUCGAGCAUCACCGGAAACAAUCGCUAAAACAUUGGGUUAUUUUCGUACCAGUUUACGAGCAUUAGAAUUGGAUCUAAAAACAUUUAAGCCACAUUCAUCAGAAGAUUGUUUUGGUGAAGUGAUGGCAUCAUUCAGAGAAGUGGCUCAAGAACAAUAUCAGUUAUUGGAUGGAAUGCAUAAAAAAAUGGAGAGCACUUUUCUUGAAAUAGCUAAAUAUUUUUCAUUUGAUCCAAAACAAUAUUCAAUGGAAGAAUGUAUGAAUGACCUUAAACAAUUUAAAGAUCAAUAUGUUCAAGCAUUAUCACAGAAUCAACAACAUCGUGAAAUUGAAGAGAAAAAUCGUCGCGCUAAAGAAGCAAAAGAAAAAGCGGAAAAACAACGCCGUGAACGAAUAUCACAUAAAAUCGAUCUAACAAAAACCGAUGGAAUGGAUCAAGGUCUUAUGGAACAUUUACUCAAUUCAUUACAUACAGGUUCAGCGUUUGCUCAACAUAAACGUAAACGAACUAAAGCUGUUACUCCUCAAGAUCGUCGUCAACAAUUAAGUCGUACACGUUCACGUACAUCAUUAGAAAUACGUAAUUCAAUUGGUAAUAGUAGUGGUGGUGUUGGUGGUUCAGAAUUUAUUGUCGUUUCUUCAGGUAAUAAUGUCAAAUAUUGAUUUCCAUUAACAAACAACAUUCGAUUUACACUAAAAUUAUUCCUUGAUAUAAAAAAAAACAUUGUUCAAAAUCAUUAUAAAUACACGUGGAAAGAAUUUUUUUUCUCCUCUUCUAUCAUAUCUAUUAAUAAUUGUUAUGGUACAUUCCUUUUUUUUCAUCACAAAAAAUAUAAAACAAAACAAUG
Molecule: messenger RNA, 4439 nt
Organism: Dermatophagoides pteronyssinus (European house dust mite)
Lineage: Eukaryota; Metazoa; Arthropoda; Arachnida; Sarcoptiformes; Pyroglyphidae
Product: protein diaphanous homolog 2-like
Biological process (GO): actin filament polymerization; actin cytoskeleton organization
Cellular component (GO): actin filament
Molecular function (GO): actin binding; small GTPase binding
Source: RefSeq, a predicted model, not a curated record